GCCGGUUUUUAAUUACUAACAGACGCUGGUUCUAUGACUUGGCACGUCUUCCAAUCGUGGUAGGAAACGUCAUAUAACACGUGACGGUUGGAAAACAAGCCACUUCCUUACUGCUCAUGUGAUUUCAUAGAGAAGCCAUGUCCAGCAGGUACCAGAUAGUGGUGCAGGGCGAGGCGUCUGAGACAGACUCUGACGAUGAAGUCUACAUCACCUCCCUUUCUGCUCCACAAACUGCCUCAGUCGGAGCCAAGGUUCCUGGGGAGGCGUCUGAAACAGACAGCGAGGAUGAGGAGAAGGAGCAGGCGGACCGGGCCUCUGCAGUGAGCCUGGAAAGCGCUCAGAUACAUAGGAGAGACCUGCCUCCUCUUAUCGUAGUCAGAGACCAUCCAGAUAUACAGUCCAUAGUGGAGGACAGGCCAAGCCCCACACACAGACCACAUGGGGACACACUUUUACAACAGAAGCUGCAGGAGUCUAACAGCCGGCUGUAUCAUGACGUGUUGCAGACACUACGGCAGGUUUAUGGCGGUGCCACCAGGGAGGUGCGCAGUGCAACAGCUCAGCUGAAUACGUCGCAGAGCGCCAUCAUCAACGCUUCUCACAGCAUCAGAUUAAUUCUGGAUGACCUGAAGGCUGUGUCCGAGAAGAUUGACAUUAUCACCAGCUGUCAAAUACUGCCUGAUAUUAACAUCAGCAAUCCAAAUAAUUACACGGCUCCUGUACCUUAAAGAAACAAAUAAUUUUAUAUAAAAAAAAUAAAUAUAUCAUUAUGAUGUUUUAACAUCGUUUUGGGUAAAUUUUCAGUGAAUAUCAGAGAGUUGAACUCAGGCUGUAAAAAAUAGCAUGUUGGCUUUACUUCAGUGUUUACAAGCAAUACCUAUGCAUAUGAACAAGUACAUGUAUUUAACAGUCACAUACUACAUACUGUAUGUAUUUAUCUGUCAGGUAAUGUCUGUUACUGCGUCUGGAGCUCUGGGGAUAUUUCUGUAAAGAGCAGGAGUCAAGGAAUAAAACACAUGUUCUGUCA
Messenger RNA from Xiphias gladius (swordfish), 1027 nucleotides. RefSeq names its product biogenesis of lysosomal organelles complex-1, subunit 3 (gene bloc1s3). The record is from RefSeq and is a predicted model, not a curated record. Lineage: Eukaryota; Metazoa; Chordata; Actinopteri; Istiophoriformes; Xiphiidae. The transcript is spliced from 5 exons. Gene Ontology annotation, cellular component: BLOC-1 complex. Bases 138 to 728 code for a protein of 196 amino acids.